GGCGGCUGCCCGCGCCCCUCCCCCGCGCAGCCCUCAGUGCCAGGCGGGAGGCGACAGCGGUUGGAGGCUUCGCCGGGCUUUGCAGCGGGGACUUCGGCGGCGGCGGCGCCUCAGGCACCUCGGCCCUGACACGAUGAGGCGAGUGGUACGGCAGAGCAAGUUUCGGCACGUAUUUGGACAAGCGGUGAAAAAUGACCAGUGUUAUGAUGACAUCCGGGUUUCUCGAGUGACCUGGGAUAGUUCCUUUUGCGCUGUCAAUCCCAGAUUUGUUGCCAUAAUCAUAGAAGCGAGUGGGGGAGGAGCGUUUCUUGUGCUCCCUUUGCACAAGACUGGUCGAAUUGACAAAUCCUACCCUACAGUAUGUGGCCACACAGGACCGGUGCUCGACAUAGACUGGUGUCCACAUAACGAUCAGGUCAUUGCCAGCGGUUCAGAGGACUGCACGGUUAUGGUAUGGCAGAUCCCAGAAAAUGGACUCACCCUUUCCCUGACCGAACCUGUGGUGAUUUUAGAAGGUCACUCAAAGAGAGUUGGCAUCGUGGCCUGGCACCCAACAGCCCGCAACGUGCUUCUUAGCGCAGGCUGUGAUAACGCCAUCAUCAUCUGGAACGUGGGGACCGGGGAAGCCCUGAUAAACUUGGACGACAUGCAUUCCGACAUGAUUUACAAUGUCAGCUGGAACCGGAAUGGCAGUCUGAUCUGCACGGCUUCCAAAGACAAGAAAGUGAGAGUAAUUGAUCCUAGGAAACAAGAGAUUGUUGCUGAGAAGGAGAAAGCACACGAAGGCGCACGACCCAUGAGAGCCAUCUUUCUGGCUGAUGGCAAUGUCUUCACCACUGGUUUCAGCCGCAUGAGCGAGCGGCAGCUGGCUCUCUGGAAUCCGAAAAAUAUGCAGGAACCAAUUGCUCUUCAUGAAAUGGACACCAGCAAUGGGGUGUUACUGCCUUUCUAUGAUCCCGACACCAGUAUCAUUUACUUAUGUGGAAAGGGUGACAGCAGCAUCCGCUAUUUUGAGAUCACAGAUGAAUCCCCGUAUGUCCACUACCUCAACACAUUCAGCAGCAAGGAGCCUCAGAGAGGGAUGGGUUACAUGCCCAAAAGGGGACUUGAUGUUAACAAAUGUGAGAUUGCCAGAUUCUUCAAACUUCAUGAGAGAAAGUGUGAGCCUAUUAUCAUGACUGUUCCCAGGAAGUCGGACCUUUUCCAAGAUGACCUGUAUCCUGACACAGCGGGGCCCGAAGCAGCACUGGAGGCAGAAGAGUGGUUUGAGGGGAAAAAUGCAGAUCCAAUUCUCAUCUCUUUGAAGCACGGCUACAUUCCAGGCAAAAACAGGGAUCUCAAGGUAGUCAAGAAGAACAUUCUGGAUAGCAAGCCCACUGCAAACAAGAAGUGCGACCUGAUCAACAUCCCCAAGAAAACCUCAGACACGACCAGCGUGCAAAAUGAAGCCAAGUUGGAUGAGAUUUUAAAAGAGAUCAAAUCUAUAAAAGACACAAUCUGCAAUCAAGAUGAGCGUAUUUCCAAGUUAGAACAGCAGAUGGCGAAGAUCGCCGCCUGAAGGCCCACCCCCACCCCCAAAAUGGGAGCAAGGACUCGGUCGGUAGCUGGUUGUUGGUGUGGUCCCAGGGAGGGCAAGAGGGAGGCACUGCCAUUUGGAGACAUUUCAUUUCAGAUUUGUCAACCAGCGAUAGGCCACAUUCCAGUAAGAACUCAAUUCGUCUCCCAAAUUUGCAGAAACAAAAUGUGAUUCAAAAGCUGAGCUUUUUAUCAGAAAGCUUUUUUGAUGUUUUAAGUGUUAUACGUGACUUGUUGAACUUUUAAAAGACGAAAGUGCUACUUUUAAAAUCCCAGAUAUUCUGAAUUUUAGAAAACCAACCAAUUCUGAUUCAGUGUCGUGCCCAAGUACUUUUUUUUAAACAAAUAGGGACCAAUGCCACAUUGCUUUUUAUAUUUCUUUUUUUUUAAUGUUGCCAAAACCAAAAGUAGCUUUUUUUUCCUUUGUAUUUUGCUACUUUGCAGUAUUCGUGUGUGGUUUUUUUUUUUCCUUAAUUUGAAAGGGACAGCACUGUGUAUGUUUAUAAACUAAAUGAAGAUAAGAUAUUAUUUUGUAUAAACAUUCAUCUGAGAACAGUCAGAGCAGUAGCCACAUUGUGCUGGCUCAUUUGCAGCACAAACCUGGUCAUCGUCAUGUCCGUCUGCAAGAAAGACUUGAAAAAUCACGUGGAUUUGUAUCACCACCCCUCUCAUUUCAUUGAGUCUUCUGAUCAGAAAAGCUCAUAUCGUAUCAUUUCCUUUAUUUUUUCUAGAGAUUGGGUGGUUGUACCAGAAUGGAGUUUUGCUUCUUGGUUAUCCUGUGCUUCAGAUGAUUAUAAUGUACCCUAACC
Messenger RNA from Rhinolophus ferrumequinum (greater horseshoe bat), 2384 nucleotides. RefSeq names its product coronin 1C (gene CORO1C). The record is from RefSeq and is a predicted model, not a curated record. Gene Ontology annotation, biological process: actin filament organization; neural crest cell migration. The transcript has 11 exons. NCBI's taxonomy places the organism in Eukaryota, Metazoa, Chordata, Mammalia, Chiroptera, Rhinolophidae. Gene Ontology annotation, molecular function: actin filament binding. The coding region runs from base 134 to 1558 and encodes 474 amino acids.